AUGUCGGCUGAGCAGCAAGUCAACGGUUCCGGUGCCCAGACCCCUGUCGCCGGCUCUUUCGCCGUCAAGUCUGGUUUGGCGCAGAUGUUGAAGGGUGGUGUCAUCAUGGACGUUAUCAACGCCGAGCAGGCCCGUAUCGCUGAGGAGGCCGGUGCUUGUGCCGUCAUGGCCCUCGAGCGUGUCCCUGCUGACAUCCGCAGGGACGGUGGUGUUGCCCGUAUGUCCGACCCCCAGAUGAUCAAGGAGAUCAUCGAGGCCGUCACCAUCCCCGUCAUGGCUAAGGUCCGCAUCGGUCACUUCGUUGAGGCUCAGAUUCUUGAGGCCGUCGGCGUCGACUUCAUCGACGAGUCCGAGGUCUUGACCAUGGCCGACGACGUCCACCACAUCAACAAGCUUAACUACAAGAUUCCUUUCGUCUGUGGUUCCCGUAACUUGGGUGAGGCUCUCCGUCGCAUCUCCGAGGGUGCUGCUAUGAUCAGAACCAAGGGUGAGGCCGGUACCGGUGACGUUGUCGAGGCUGUCCGUCACAUGCGCCAGAUCACCGCCGACAUCCGCAAGGCUGCCGCCGCCUCUGACGAUGAGCUCUUCGUCCUCGCCAAGGACUUGCAGGUCCCAUACCACCUUCUCAAGGAGACUGCUCGCCUCAAGAGACUGCCUGUUGUCAACUUCGCUGCUGGUGGUGUCGCUACCCCCGCUGAUGCUGCCAUGAUGAUGCAGCUCGGCUGUGACGGUGUCUUCGUUGGAUCCGGUAUCUUCAAGUCCGGUAACCCUGCUAAGCGUGCCAAGGCUAUCGUCCAGGCUGUCACCCACUUCAACGACGCCAAGAUUCUCGCUGAGGUUUCCCAGAACUUGGGUGAGCCUAUGGUCGGUAUCAACUGCGACCACUUGGUUGAGGAGCAGAAGAUGGCUGGCAAGGGUAACUAA
This is a messenger RNA of Saitoella complicata NRRL Y-17804, 924 nucleotides long. RefSeq names its product vitamin B6 biosynthesis protein. The coding region runs from base 1 to 924 and encodes 307 amino acids. Gene Ontology annotation, biological process: amino acid metabolic process; pyridoxal 5'-phosphate biosynthetic process; pyridoxine biosynthetic process. The record is from RefSeq and is a predicted model, not a curated record. Gene Ontology annotation, molecular function: amine-lyase activity. Lineage: Eukaryota; Fungi; Ascomycota; Saitoellomycetes; Saitoellales; Saitoellaceae. The transcript is spliced from 2 exons.